Phycomyces blakesleeanus NRRL 1555(-) is the source of this 345-nucleotide messenger RNA. RefSeq lists its product as hypothetical. The transcript is spliced from 4 exons. The record is from RefSeq and is a predicted model, not a curated record. Lineage: Eukaryota; Fungi; Mucoromycota; Mucoromycetes; Mucorales; Phycomycetaceae. The coding region runs from base 1 to 345 and encodes 114 amino acids.
AUGGCAUAUAAGCAUUAUAUUCUCCGAUUACAAAUAUCUGUGAUAAAAAGAAGAAGAAAGAUUCUGUGUACAAAUUUUAACUUUAUUUCUGAAAAAUUGGGUCGUAAAAAUAAGAAGAUGAGGAAGAAAAAAAAAUUUAUACAAGGCACUAGGCAGAAAACGAUUAUCUCCAUUCAAGUAUUGCAUUAUAUGAGGGGAAUCGAGAGAUUAGAUUUACUCAGAUCGACUGUUCCUGAGAUGCAACUCAAAAAAAAAAAAGCAAAAGCAAAAGAAAUUAACCAAGAAGAUAAGAGCUUUUGCUCACCGGAGUUUGUUCUCAGUACACAGAUCAAAUUCGCUACUUAA